Messenger RNA from Hevea brasiliensis (rubber tree), 1249 nucleotides. RefSeq names its product plasmodesmata-located protein 7. The record is from RefSeq and is a predicted model, not a curated record. The coding region runs from base 81 to 923 and encodes 280 amino acids. Lineage: Eukaryota; Viridiplantae; Streptophyta; Magnoliopsida; Malpighiales; Euphorbiaceae. Gene Ontology annotation, cellular component: plasmodesma. The transcript has 3 exons.
UAUAUGAAUAUAUAUCCCCUAAAAACCCCUCUCUCUCUCUCUCUCUCUCUCUCUCUCUCUCUCUCACUUCACAAAGAAAAAUGGCAAGAGCAACUUCUGAUCUUCUCUUAAUCUUCAUUUUUCUCAUCUCUCUUCCCAUUGCUUCACCUUCUUCCACAGACUCCUUCGUCUUCGGAGGCUGCACUCAGCAGAAAUACGAGCCAGACUCACCUUACGAGUCCAACAUUAACUCUCUUCUCACUUCCCUUGUCAACUCAGCUACCUACUCCUCCUACAACAACUACACCAUCAUGGGCUCCAGUCCACAAGACGUCGUCUACGGCCUUUUUCAGUGUCGCGGUGACCUUUCCAUGCCAGAUUGCGCCACCUGUGUAGCUCGAGCAGUGAGUCAACUCGGCUCUCUGUGUUCUCUGACAUGCGGUGGAGCAGUGCAGCUUCAAGGAUGUUAUGUUAAGUACGACAAUACUACGUUUUUAGGAGCGGAGGAUAAGACUGUGGUCUUGAAGAAAUGUGGGCCGUCCAUUGGUUAUGAUACGGAUGCUAUGAGUGUUAGGGAUGCGGUGAUGGCCGGCCUGGCUCGGGCUGGUGGGCCUCAUCGAGCUGGUGGGUCAGGCGAGGUCCAGGGUUUGGCCCAAUGUGUUGGGGAUUUGAGUUUAGGACAGUGUCAGGAUUGCUUGUCGGAGGCCAUCAGCCGGUUGAAAACUGAUUGCGGCACGGGGGUUUACGGUGACAUGUUCUUGGCUAAGUGCUAUGCUAGGUACUCCACCGGUGGUGCUCAUGUUUAUACAAAGACUCAUAAUGAUAAAUCAAUCAAUGAAAGUGAGAAGACAUUUGCAAUUAUCAUUGGACUGUUAGCAGGAGUCGCUCUAAUUAUUAUUUUCCUCACUUUCAUAAGAAAGGUGUUUGGAGGAAGUGGCAAAUAAUUAAUUCCAACUUUUUCUAAGACAUUCGCCGAGCCACCGACUCAGUAUUCCUCCACCUGCUUCAAGUGAUCUGCUUUAGGGGGGGACUUUUGCUUGCCUUUUUUCUUUUUUAUUCAUAAUUUUAGCUUUCUUCUAUUUGAUAUUUCUUUUUUUUCUCUUUAAUUUACUCUUGAAAAUAAAGAUGUUGCUCGGGCCACAGGGCAUGAAGCCAAAUCAAAAGUUUAAAGGAGGCCAAGAUUCCAAUCGCUUCUUCACUCCAUUUAACAAAGUUGUAUUGUCCAAUGUGAAUUAAAAAAAUGGCAUGCAAUUCUUUUUGUAAAGGUUCA